Messenger RNA from Geodia barretti, 627 nucleotides. Lineage: Eukaryota; Metazoa; Porifera; Demospongiae; Tetractinellida; Geodiidae. The record is from the annotation of a GenBank genome assembly.
AUGAGAGCAGAAGACGCGACAACGUUUCCUAUCCCCGACGAAGACAAGCUGGUGAUCCCUGAAUACAUGAAGCGCAUCCUCGCCGAGAUUACCGCCCAGGCACGCCUGAGCAGCGAAAUCAACCAGCGCUCCGGCGUCAGCGUGCGGGUGUCCAUCGCCAACUUCGAGACCGCCCUGUCCAACUCCGUGCGCCGCAGCAUAAUUAACGGCGAGGAAUGGGCCUGCCCACGGGUCAGCGACCUCUCCUACAUCGUCGCGUCCUUUGCCGGCAAGAUAGAGCUGGAGACCUUUGAGGAGGGACGGGAGUCCCGCGUCACCGACGAGCUGACUCGCCGGUCUGUCCUGCGGGUAUUCGGAGCGAUGUUCGACCUGGAUGAACUGGAAGACGUGAUCAUGGCCUUUGACCUGGGUGGGUUGGCCGUGACCGGCAGCGACCAUCCGGCAGCUGAAUACCCCGAAAUGGUCGCGGCCAUCGACGGCUUGUCUGCAGCAGUGACGAAGCUGACCGAGGGCGACCGCCGCCCGGAGGUAGUCGCCGCGGCGGCGGAGUUCGUUCUGGAAGGACUGCACCUCAGCCGCCGCCUUAACUGCGACCGGUCCGGUGACGGCUACCGCUACUCCCGGUAG